This is a messenger RNA of Pelobates fuscus (common spadefoot toad), 2053 nucleotides long. RefSeq names its product stabilizer of axonemal microtubules 1-like. Gene Ontology annotation, cellular component: cytoskeleton. The transcript is spliced from 10 exons. Gene Ontology annotation, molecular function: microtubule binding. The record is from RefSeq and is a predicted model, not a curated record. NCBI's taxonomy places the organism in Eukaryota, Metazoa, Chordata, Amphibia, Anura, Pelobatidae. Bases 47 to 1525 code for a protein of 492 amino acids.
AUUCUUGGCCCCUCCUGAGUGAGGCGGGAGAGUUUGGGGGGGAACCAUGGAAACGCAACACAGGGAUCUUGCCCACAGUGUACUCAAGAUCCUGACUAUGGAGCCUCCUUUUGUAACCUGUGUCUGUGAGCUGUGUGACUGUGGACGUCACAAACACCACAAAGACUGCAGAAAGCAGCGACGUGUCCAGGGAAACUAUAUAAAGGGCGAUUGCUACAUCUCCCACUAUAAGUCGACAUUCAACGCUCCACGAAAUGUGCUUCCUCGAAGCAGCAAGAGGCCUCUCAGAACGCCACUUUUUUCCAGUCUUCCACCCAUGAACUUGGCGACUACACAAAGAUCAGAAUUUAUAGCUCGGCCAUUUGGGGACAGAACCAAGCCGGUCAUUCCUUUGGAAAGCUAUCACCAGGGUCCACAAGAGCCCAUGAUGGACCAAACACUCUACAGUCUGCAUUAUCCUCCAAAAGAGGGAGAAAGAGCUGCAAUCAGACGACCAGCAGACACUUUGCGCCCUCCACCACUUUCCAAAUUUCAGCCCAGCACAACAAACAAGGCGGACUACAAAGAGUGGAAGUCAGAACGCCAACCACAAUAUGGAGAGCUACCAGCUGUGGCAGGAUCCAUUCUCUUCUCCGGUGAAAGCCACCAGAUGAAAACCACAACCCAAGAUCACUUUACAGAGAAAAAGAUGACAAGAAUUGCCCCAGUGAAGUCAAUUGAGAGUCAUCUACAUAUGGAAGGCGAACACGACAUGAGAACCACAAAUCAGUCCACAUUUUUCCCUCUGCCUCUGGAAAAGGUGACAAGGAGGAAGGAAAAUGUACCAAAAAUCGACAAAGACCGACCACAAAUGGAGACCACAACCAAGUAUCAGAGAGACUUCCCCAUGCCACAUCAGGCUCCAGAACCAAGCAAAGUCGCCCACCCACCACCAGAUAACCUGACGGUGAAUACCCACUACAGUAACCAGUUUCAGACAGUUCAAAGAGAGGCAUUCCCUGGUUGGGACCCACUGAAAUACCCUCGUCCUGAACUUGCUCACCUAAAUGAGGAGCUAAGCAUUAUGGGUAGAGAGCGUGGUGGACAAGUGGAUGGGAACACUGUGACAAAGCUUGCAUUCCUUCCACCAGAAAUGCAGCCCAAGGAACCUGUUCGACGACCACGUUCAGUCCUCCGGCCUCUGAAUGCAAAGUUUGAUGGUUCCACGCACAGCAAAACAGUGUUCCAGGACUGGGGGGUACAGCCACGUAAACGGCAUGGUGACCCCAAAGAUGGCACCUCAUUGAGACCUUUGAUCAGGCUGGACAGCAAGACUACAACAGGAACCACAUUUGUGCCAAAAAAGGGAGAGAUGGUGAAGAACUGCAAGCCAGAAAAGGACAACUUGGAGCUGAUGGGUGAAAGAGAUUUUACCACAGUGCACAGAGAGGCUUACCGAAUUCCGCAGUUACCGGAGUGCCGAAUGCAGAUCUACCUUCGGCAGAUGAGGGAAGAGAAAGCGCCAGAAGGAAAGGACAUUCAGUGACGGGCUGAAAAAUGGUCAAUAACCAUUCAGUCUGCUAGCUACCAUUCUUAACACUUUAAAAUGUCCUUAUAAAACAUAACAGAGAUGUUAUGGAUGGACGCACGAAACAAAUUAUAACCAACUUAUAUCUUUACUGCAAGAAAAGAUCUGUCUAUGUCUUAACUGUUGCCCUCUACUUUCCUUUUCAAACGCUUCAGUUUUAUCUGGCCAAUACGACUGCUUCAAAGGAGUUUAUUCACUAAAGAUCGAACUGGAAAAACUGCGACCAUAGCAGAGCUGGAAAACUUUAAUAUUUAGAUAUUUUGGGCUAAAUCCUGCAAUGCAAUGUUCACUGUAACCAUGUGUUUCAUGAUUAAACACCAACUUACCCUCCCCUGCACCCAGCGGGCACCGAACGCCAAGUGGUAAAGUCACCAUCCGGGGGCAUUCACAAAAUAUGCAAAGACCCCACAAAGUGACAGAGCUGCUUUAAUAGGAGCACAUACUGAAGUGAGAAGUAUAUGGUGAACCCCAAUGUAUAUUCUGCCA